Molecule: messenger RNA, 2496 nt
Organism: Pan troglodytes (chimpanzee)
Lineage: Eukaryota; Metazoa; Chordata; Mammalia; Primates; Hominidae
Exons: 5
Coding region: 1-2496 (831 amino acids)
Biological process (GO): virion assembly
Molecular function (GO): nucleic acid binding; zinc ion binding
Source: RefSeq, a predicted model, not a curated record
AUGGGGAGUAGUAUCACCCUCCUCUCCCUCUCUGUAAAUUAUGAACCGUAUCACAGGGGAGUGAACAUCCCCCGCGACAUGGGGAGUUAUAUCACCCUCCUCCCCCCGCCCCCGGAUACUAGGAACCAUAUCACAGGGGGUUGUACACACCCUGCGAUAUGGGGAGAACAAUAUCAAGGGGGGAAGUGUACACCCCCAGUGAUAUUUGGAGUAAUGUUGUGCUAUCCUUUUCUGGAUAUUAGCAGCAAUAUCACAAGGGGAGUGUACAACACCUGCGAUAUUUAUGGAGGACAGGCAAGGGUGCAGGUUUUUGAGAAUGCGUCAGUAAGGACCACUAAAUCUGACCUUCCUCAGUCCUCCAUGUGGUCUGGGAGGAAAACUAGUAUUUCUGCUGCUGUGUCGUUGAAAUGCAUCCUAAGCCAUUGGGACCAAUUUGACGCACAAACCCUGAAAAAGAGGCUGCUCAUUUUUUUCUGCACUAUGGCUUGGCCCCAAUAUUCUCUCUCUGAUGGGGAAAAAUGGCCACCUGAGGGAAGUACAAAUUACAAUACUAUCCUGAAGCUUGAUCUUUACUGUAAGAGGGAAGGCAAAUGGAGUGAAAUACCUUAUGUCCAAGCUUUCUUCUCAUUGAGGGAGAAUACACAACUAUGCAAAGCUUGCAAUUUACAUCCCACAGGAGGACCUCUCAGCUUACCCCCAUAUCCUAGUCUCCCUAUAGCUCCCCUUCCUAUUAAUGAUAAUCCUUCUCUAAUCUCCCCUGCCCAGAAGGAAAUAAGCAAAGAAAUCUCCAAAGGUCCACAAAACCCCCCGGGCUAUCGGUUAUGUCCCUUUCAAGCUGUAGGGGCAGGGGAAUUUGGCCCAACCCAGGUACAUGUCCCCUUCUCCCUCUCUGAUUUAAAGCAGAUCAAGGCAGACCUGGGGAAGUUUUCAGAUGAUCCUGAUAGAUACAUAGAUGUCCUACAAGGUCUAGGGCAAACCUUUGACCUCGCUUGGAGAGAUGUCAUGCUACUGUUAGAUCAAACCCUGGCCUUUUAUGAAAAGAAUGCGGCUUUAGCUGCAGCCCGAGAGUUUGGAGAUAUCUGGUAUCUUAGUCAAGUAAAUGAUAGAAUGACAGCCGAAGAAAGGGACAAAUUCCCUACUGGUCAGCAAGCCAUCCCCAGUAUGAAUCCCCACUGGGACCUUGACACAGAUCAUGGGGAUUGGAGUCAUAAACAUCUGUUGACCUGUGUUCUAGAAGGACUAAGGAGAAUUAGAAAAAAGCCCAUGAAUUAUUCAAUGAUGUCCACCAUAACUCAGGGAAAGGAAGAAAAUCCUUCUGCCUUCCUCGAGCGGCUACGAGAGGCCUUAAGAAAAUAUACUCCCCUGUCACCCGAAUCACUCGAGGGUCAAUUGAUUCUAAAAGAUAAGUUUAUUACCCAAUCAGCCGCAGAUAUCAGGAGAAAGCUCCAAAAGCAAGCCCUGGGCCCUGAACAAAAUCUAGAGGCAUUAUUAAACCUGGCAACCUUGGUGUUCUAUAAUAGGGACCAAGAGGAACAGGCCCAAAAGGAAAAGCGAGAUCAGAGAAAGGCUGCAGCCUUAGUCAUGGCCCUCAGACAAACAAACCUUGGUGGUUCAGAGAGGACAGAAAAUGGAGCAGACCAAUCACCUGGUAGGGCUUGUUAUCAGUGUGGUUUACUAGGACACUUUAAAAAAGAUUGUCCAAUGAGAAACAAGCUGCCCCCUCGUCCAUACAGCGAGAUAGCCAGGCCCCUCUAUACUCUAAUCAAGGAAACCCAGAGGGCAAAUACUCAUCUAGUAGAAUGGGAACCAGAGGCAGAAACAGCCUUCAAAGCCUUAAAGCAGGCCCUAGUACAAGCUCCAGCUUUAAGCCUUCCCACAGGACAGAACUUCUCUUUAUACGUCACAGAGAGAGCUGGGAUAGCUCUUGGAGUCCUUACUCAGACUCGUGGGACAACCCCACAACCAGUGGCAUACCUAAGUAAGGAAAUUGAUAUAGUAGCAAAGGGCUGGCAUCACUGUUUAAGGGUAGUUGCAGCAGUGGCUGUCUUAGUGUCAGAGGCCAGCAAAAUAAUACAAGGAAAGGGUCUCACUGUCUGGACUACUCAUGAUGUAAAUGGCAUACUAGGUGCCAAAGGAAGUUUAUGGCUAUCAGACAACUGCCUACUUAGAUACCAGGCACUACUCCUUGAGGGACUGGUGCUUCAAAUACACAUGUGCGUGGCCCUCAACCCUGCCACUUUUCUCCCAGAGGAUGGGGAACCAAUCGAGCAUGACUGCCAACAAAUUAUAGUCCAGACUUAUGCCACCCGAGAUGAUCUCUUAGAUGUCCCCUUAACUAUUCCUGACCUUAACCUAUAUACCGAUGGAAGUUCAGUUGUGGAGAAUGGGAUACAAAGGGCAGGUUACGCCAUAGUUAGUGAUGUAACCAUACUUGAAAGUAAGCCUCUUGCCCCAGUGACCAGGGCCCAGUUAGCAGAACUAGUGGCACUUACCUGA